AUGGGCAACGCAUACACGAUUGAACUGCCCCGUAAGAUGCGCACACAUCCUACGUUUUACGUUGGUCGUCUCCGCCAGUGCUAUCAGUACGAGCCCGUUUCGAGAUGCGAAGAACACCUCCACGGUCGAGAGCCGAGAUCACCCUCGAGUGGUCCCGUUUCGACGAUCCAGUCUGGUCGACUAGCGAAGCGACCUGUUCACGCAGCUCAGCGAUGUCUAAACGAGCAACAGCCAGCUCAUCACGAAGAGAACGAGUCGAACGUUCGUUCUCAAGCUGCGCGAACGCAAAAGCGGCACGAUCGUUCGAACGAUCGUGCGCUAAGGAAUUGUAUUUAUCUCUCGCAAGACCCUCAAGCCCAUAAUGCCGAGUACGUUCAUGAUCCAGGUCAUCUUGCAACUGUUCCGUUACACGGUUCAGCUCUUGAACAGCAAGCUGAUCCGACCCUCGAGCCGGAUCAGGUGUUCCCACCGCCACAUCUUUUGGUGGACUCAAGCGGUGGUCAACGCUUCCUAGUGGAGCGUACUUUGAGCCACCGCGACGUGAAUGGCGUCCGGACGAGUUACCUCUACGACGGGACCCACCCGCUACGCUUGAAGAAGGGCCGUCGGAAACGACCUCCCCGAACUCGAGUACAGGGAUUGCAAAGCGUCGACUCCUUCGGCCAUCUCGGAAGAAAUGCGCGCCCUCCAGUAGGGAUCAUUAGGGAGCCGGUGCAACUUGUAUCGCGCCCCAACGGGGUUACGUUUCUCAAACCUGAUGCGAGCUGCAUCAAGUUCGGCGAGCCAAGCCUCACGGCCAAUGCACUCGAUGUUGUGGAUGAGGGCAUUCCAUCCCUGCACCAAGGCUUUGCCGUCUCGUACAAGGCUGCCAUUGUACCACCGAUGCUUGAAGAGCGCAUCGGCGAAGAAUUCUCCCUCAGCACGGAUAGUUUCCGUGCUGGAAUCAGGAGGGCAAAUCUUCCUAGAGUCAAACAACGGGAUUCGGUUCCGUCGGUAUUCGUGCCGGCCAACCGGUCCAACUCUCUGGAUGACAGUAUCCUCGGAGACGCCACUUGA
Molecule: messenger RNA, 1056 nt
Organism: Peronospora matthiolae
Lineage: Eukaryota; Oomycota; Peronosporomycetes; Peronosporales; Peronosporaceae
Source: the annotation of a GenBank genome assembly